This is a messenger RNA of Cynoglossus semilaevis (tongue sole), 3818 nucleotides long. RefSeq names its product solute carrier family 39 member 14 (gene slc39a14). The transcript has 10 exons. Bases 542 to 2059 code for a protein of 505 amino acids. Gene Ontology annotation, molecular function: zinc ion transmembrane transporter activity; monoatomic cation:bicarbonate symporter activity. Gene Ontology annotation, cellular component: plasma membrane. The record is from RefSeq and is a predicted model, not a curated record. Gene Ontology annotation, biological process: intracellular monoatomic cation homeostasis; zinc ion import across plasma membrane. Lineage: Eukaryota; Metazoa; Chordata; Actinopteri; Pleuronectiformes; Cynoglossidae.
GCCCUUUAUUUAACACAAAGGCGCAAUUACAUAAGGCGUUGUUCCGUAAGCUAAUUAAAACAAAUAAAACAAAUUACUAUUUAAUCCUAUAUGUAAACGAUUUCUUUCAUAAAACAAUAACCACUAUUGACCGCAAGAUGGCAGCAAUGAUACUUUACUUAAACUCUACACGUCGACGUUAUCACUAUCAUUCUGGAUAUUGCAUGCCGCUGUCGCCGCCAAUGUGUUGUUCGUUUGAAUGGCAAGAGGGUAAGAUAGGGUUAAAAUAGCCCCGUCUACCGUCCGUGUGUGAAUUAACUAAGAUACUGGAGACAUCCAUUGGUUACAUCUCACAAUCGCCCGGUGGCAGACCUAGAGACGGUGUUCAUUGAAAGAAGUCGACGUCAACCAGCAGCUUCACCGGUUCACUGAGCUCCUGAGGAGUCCUCUAUUGUCUUCUGGCAUUUUCAAGCUAACAGCUUGCUUUUCAGCCUGUGUCAGCCUCCCCCUCCUCCAAUUACUUUGUGUGAAGAUCACUGCUGUUCCAGCCAGUGAAAAAGCCAUGCUUAUGUGGUUCCCUAAUGGCAGUGUCACAACCACCAUCACCUCAGUCCAGUCAAAGAUGAUAUUUGUUGUGGCCCUGGCUGUGUUGCUCUGUCCUUUGGACUUUGUGACAGCUCAGGGAGAAAGCCAGAAUCUGUCUCCUGCCCAGGUGCUGCAGGACCUGUUGGCCAGAUAUGGCGACAACACCACCAUCACAGUGCCCCAGCUACGGUCUUUGCUGUCCCUUCUCAGCCAGGAUCAGGCUGAUGGUAUCAGUGGCAGCAAUGUGGCUAACACAACUAACAGCACACUACCUAAAUCCAACAGCUCCAAGUGCUUGCCCUCAGACACAUUGGCUAUUUACAGCAUAAGUGAGCAGUCACGGCUGGACGGACAAGGUUUGCAGGAGCUUUGUCCAACCAUGCUGCAGCAGCUUGGUGCUGGUACCUGCAGGAUGCAGACAGAUGAGACGUCGAGCAGCGACAUCUCCCCCAGGCCCUCAGAUGCUGAAGUGUGGGGCUUUUCUUUCCUGGCUGUGACAGUGGUCAAUGUCUUCGCCCUCACCGGGAUCUUUAGUGUGCCGCUGAUGAAGUCACGCUAUAUGAAAGCCACCCUCACCUUUUUCAUCGCACUUGCCAUCGGCACACUGUUCUCCAGUGCUGUGCUACAGCUUCUGCCAGAGGCCUUCGGAUUUGACCCCAUGGUGGAUUUGUAUGUAUCAAAGUCUGCAGUGGUGUUUGGAGGCUUUUACCUUUUCUUCUUCACUGAAAAGGUCCUGAAAGUGCUUCUCAACCGGAAACAUGGGAGCCACGGCCACAGUCAUUAUCCAAGUGCACCUGAGAGGGACCUGGAGGAUGGUGAGAAGGAGAAGCUCCAGCAGAAUGGGGAAGCAAAUAGUUUGCCUGUGAGCAAGGUGGAUGCAGGAGAGGGUGAACUCAUGCUCAGUCCUGCACAGACACCUCAGGACUCACAGAGCACAGACGGCGGGGGGCGAUCUGCAGGCAGAAGCGCCGGCUGCUAUUGGCUAAAAGGGACCAAUUAUUCAGACAUUGGUACGCUGGCCUGGAUGAUCACAUUAAGUGAUGGGCUGCACAACUUUAUCGAUGGUCUGGCUAUCGGGGCUUCGUUCACAGCCUCCGUCUUUCAGGGCAUCAGUACCUCUGUGGCCAUCCUGUGUGAGGAGUUCCCCCAUGAGCUGGGGGACUUUGUGAUCCUUCUGAAUGCCGGCAUGAGCAUACAGCAGGCUCUAUUCUUUAACUUCCUGUCAGCCUGUUGUUGUUACCUGGGUAUGGGUUUUGGCAUUUUGGCUGGAAACAGCUUUUCCCCAAACUGGAUCUUCGCACUUGCAGGAGGAAUGUUUCUCUAUAUUGCUUUGGCAGACAUGUUCCCAGAGAUGAACGAGGUGUGUCGUGAGGAAGAGGACGCAGGCGGCAGCAGCUUUCUGCUCACCUUUGCCAUCCAGAAUGCUGGUCUGCUGACAGGCUUCUCCAUCAUGCUCCUGCUCACCACCUACUCUGGACAGAUACAGCUGGGCUAACACCACGCUGCUCUGGAUCAACAACAGCUCUGACCAGUGUGGAACGGAACAGGGGACAUCAGCUGGUGUUUGCUGUUGGAAAAAUAACAAGAGAGAAGAGAGAGGGUUAUGUUCCUGCUUUAUCUUCAAUUCUUCUGCUUUCAGAACCCUGGAGUUUUCCAAGGGGGUGGGGGUUUGCUGUGCGGCAGGUACGCACAGAAUUACACCAUUGCUGUUUUUGUGCAGUUCAUACAUGCAGUAUAUAUCGGUCAGAAGAGCAGCCAGAUUUGUUUUCUCAACAUUUAUCAACAGCUGCUCCGUUGACCAACAACCUCAACAUCUAUUUUAAACAGAUGUGCAAUACUUACCCAGUCCUGCAUACUCCUCAGUCCCCAGACAGGCCCCCGCUUACUUCAUCUUUCUCCUGAUCUUUUCCUUCCUUCUUAGUUGCUCCCUUCCUUUAUUCCCAUCUUCUUUUUUAUUGUUCCUUCAGUGAAUGUCAUUGAGCUGAUGCUUCAGCUAGUGAUGCUCAAGUAACUUGUCCUCUUUGGUCGCGUCAUUCCCUCUGGAGGUGGGAAAAGCACAAUCAGGUAACUACUGCUUAAAGCUCAGUAUAAGGCUUUCAUGAUUCCACACCAAAAAAAAAAAAUCAUCAUGGACCUGACCUGGAUUUCUUUCUUUUUUUGUUCGCAUUGAUUUGAAAUUGACUUACAAUUUCACUUGUGUUUAAUGUGUUUAAUGUUUAAUGUUUAUAUGUUUUACACGUGAAAAUGGGAGAAAAUGUGACAUUCAAAGACCAAAUAUGGGCAGAGAAUAAUGAAGGGCUACACAGUGACGGUGGGAAGAGAAACUGACAUUUUGUUCUGUUGAUUAUGGAAACGUCUACGUCUUUCAAAGACCAUAGUGUUGUGGCAUUACGUAGAUAGACCUGACGUAAAAUUACCCAGUGUUCUUAGCUGCAUUUCUCCACAGUGAACCUUUUGUGCCCUUCAUUUAAAGGUAGUUCUAGGUUUUUGUAUUUUUAUUGCCCUUGGUGUUUGGAAAUCUCAUAUACUGUAACAAAUGUACUUUUAUAAUCAAGUCAUAGUUUAAUGCAAGAUAAAUUAUAUGCUGUAAGAACACACACACACACACACACACUGUCAAAACUAAUUGGUCAGUCAUCUAUCUCUGAUAUGUAUGACAUUUAUUGAAAAAGUUGUAAUAUUUUUCUUUUGUUACUGUAGUACUUACCCUGCAUGGCCAGAAAUAUGUGGAAACAUUCUCCACUCUAUAAUCCCUGCAGAGAUGCUUCUCAUUUGAGUUGAAACUACAGAGAUAAACAUCAGCUUUUAAUUUGACACAAUACCCAGCGAUCAUUAAACUUCUGGGGUGUAAAAUUUCAUGACGUCCAAUAGUGAGACAGCAGAUUGCGUCAAACACACAAUUCCUCCUUGGCAUAGCAGGGAGGACUCAAUUACUCUUAUAGUUAUUUCAUAACUCUUAACUGUAGACUCUCCCACUCUCUUGUCUCCUGUCAUUGCCAACGCCUUUUUGUUGACUUUUGUAUCAGGUUUGUGGUGUAGAAGCUUUUCAUGGUUUGCAUAGCUUUCUCACAGCAAGUACAGUACGUUCAACAUUCUAGAAAGGGGUGUGUAUACAUUUCCAAGUUUAUUUCCUAAGGUGUUACACACAAAAAAAACAAAACAAAAAAAACAUGGUCAUUUAAAAACCACUUAUGGCUGUUGCGCAAGCAUUUAUAAAACACCACAGAGUCUGUUGAUUAAAAAAAAACAAAAAC